Molecule: messenger RNA, 693 nt
Organism: Paraphaeosphaeria sporulosa
Lineage: Eukaryota; Fungi; Ascomycota; Dothideomycetes; Pleosporales; Didymosphaeriaceae
Exons: 1
Coding region: 1-693 (230 amino acids)
Biological process (GO): xenobiotic detoxification by transmembrane export across the plasma membrane
Molecular function (GO): fluconazole transmembrane transporter activity
Source: RefSeq, a predicted model, not a curated record
AUGCCCGAGACGUCCCCCGAGAAUAUCCUCUUCCGUCGCGCCCGCCGCUUGCGCAAAUUCACAGGCAACUCCAGACUCCAGUAUCAGAGCGAGAUCGCCCAGCACCACAUGUUAGCCUCGCAAAUCCUGACCUCCGCGCUCAUCUGCCCCCUAGAGAUCAUGUUCAAAGACCCAUCCGUGUUCGUCAACGUCUAUACGGGCUACUUGUACGGCGUAUUCUAUACCUUCUUCGAGAUCUUUUCUCUUGUAUUCCCGCGCUCCUACGGCUUCAAUCCCGGGCAAACCGGUCUCACCUUUCUGUCCUACUUCGUCGGCAUAACGAUAGCGCUGCUUGGCUACUUCGCCUACCUGCACUGGUACAUGAUACCCGACAACAUGAAAGCCUUUCGCGAGCAGGAGCAUUGCCCUUUUCCCGCGCUAAUUGGUUCCGUCUUGCUGCCCGCCGGACUCUUCAUCUUCGCAUGGACUGCCGAUCCGGACAUCCACUGGGUUGUACCGCUGACAGAUGUAGCGAACUUUUGCGUCGGGCACUUCUGGCUGAUGCAGAGCUUGGUAAUCUACUUUCCGAUUUCAUACCCAAAGUAUGCGGCCAGUUUAUUUGCGGGAAAUCGCCUGUGGAGGAGGAGCAUCACCGUGGGUGCGAGCGUAGUUUUCGCGACGCUGUUGUUCACUAAUCUAGGCAUAAGGGCGUGA